Messenger RNA from Erinaceus europaeus (western European hedgehog), 978 nucleotides. Its product is annotated as olfactory receptor 7A17-like. Gene Ontology annotation, biological process: G protein-coupled receptor signaling pathway. Bases 25 to 978 code for a protein of 317 amino acids. Gene Ontology annotation, molecular function: olfactory receptor activity; G protein-coupled receptor activity. The transcript has a single exon. NCBI's taxonomy places the organism in Eukaryota, Metazoa, Chordata, Mammalia, Eulipotyphla, Erinaceidae. The record is from RefSeq and is a predicted model, not a curated record. Gene Ontology annotation, cellular component: membrane.
UUCUCCAGUAGUCUUCUCCACCACAUGGAACCAGGGAAUGAUACACAAAUUUCAAACUUUCUUCUGCUGGGAUUAUCAGAAGACUUAGAACUACAGCCCCUCCUCUUUGGGCUUUUCCUCUCCAUGUACCUGACCACAGUGUUUGGAAACCUGUUCAUCAUCCUGGCAGUCAGCUCCGACACCCAGCUCCACACCCCCAUGUACUUCUUCCUGUCCAACCUGUCCUUGGUGGACAUUGGGUUCACCUCCACCACCGUCCCCAAGAUGCUGCAGAACAUCCAGACCCAGAGCAAAGCCAUAACCUACGCAGGAUGCAUCACCCAGAACUAUUUUUUCAUCCUCUUCGGAGAGCUGGACAUCUGCUUCCUGGCUGUGAUGGCCUAUGACCGCUUUGUGGCCAUCUGCCACCCCCUGCACUACCAGGCGACUAUGCACCCCCGGCUCUGUGGACUCUUGGUUCUGCUAUCAUGGCUCAUCAGCAGCCUGCAUUCCCUGUUAGAGAGCUUACUGUUGCUGCGACUAUCUUUCUGUAGGGUAUUGGAAAUCCCCCACUUUUUCUGUGAGCUUAAUCAGAUGGUCCAGCUAGCCUGUUCGGACACAUUUCUCAAUAACAUGGUGAUGUAUUUUGGGACAGGGUUGCUUGGAGGUGGCCCCCUGGCUGCUAUCCUCUACUCUUACUCUAAGAUUGUCUCCUCCAUACGUAAAAUCUCGUCAGUUCAGGGCAAGUAUAAAGCAUUUUCCACCUGUGCAUCUCACCUCUCUGUGGUCUCCUUGUUUUACUGUACAGUGCUAGGCGUGUAUCUUAGCUCUGCUGUGACUCACAGCUCACGCUCCAGUGGGGUUGCCUCAGUGAUGUACACUGUGGUCACCCCCAUGCUGAACCCCUUCAUCUACAGCCUCAGGAACAAAGACAUCAAGAGGGCUCUGAAAAGGGUCCUGGGAAUGACAGCUCUAAAGGGUCACUUGUCUGGAAACUGA